CCUGCAAUCUACAUGGAGACACAUGCCGAUUAUCCAAUGGACGUGAUUCGUAAGCGACGGAUAGACUUUUCUGCGCCUGUCCGGGCUUGUGUCAAUUGCCAUCAGAUGUCUUUACCAAUGCACCCGAAUGGUAAGCCUUCAGACCCUACGUCAUUUGCAUCUUGGUACCAAAGUAUAGGAAACAGAUGUCUAUGCGGCGGCUUGUUUACUUGAGUUCUUCCUAUUCGUCCCUUACCUCCCAAGUUAAUCUAUACUCCUAUUAGAAUUCACCUGAAUUACUAAAGAGAAGUUUAAAUCUUAAUACACCAAAAAUAAAGAAAUAUAAAAUUUUAAAUUUUAAAUUUU
Molecule: messenger RNA, 345 nt
Organism: Phycomyces blakesleeanus NRRL 1555(-)
Lineage: Eukaryota; Fungi; Mucoromycota; Mucoromycetes; Mucorales; Phycomycetaceae
Exons: 2
Coding region: 13-213 (66 amino acids)
Source: RefSeq, a predicted model, not a curated record